AUGUCGUCCAACGCUGUGAUCGAAUCGGGCAGUGAUAAAGAUGCCAAGGAUGUCACUGAGCAGAGCAUCGAGCAGUCUAAGCCUGUAUCUCGGUUUACGCGAUGGUAUCGCAGUCCUUUAUUCAAUGUCAUAAUCGUUGGUUUAAUCUCCUUCACUCAACCAGGAAUCUGGAAUGCCCUCAACAAUACUGGCGCUGGUGGUCAGCAGGAGCCAUACCUUGUCAAUGGCGCCAACUCGCUCACUUUUGGCAUCAUGGUUUUCGGGUGUUCCAUCUUCAGUAUCCUGGCCAAUAAGAUCGGUCUGAAAUGGGUUCUUGUUAUCGGCACCCUUGGAUAUGCACCGUAUUCUGCGGCGCUUUACACCAAUAACAGAUAUGGUGUUGAGUGGUUUGUUCUGUUUGGUGGUGCUACCUGCGGUAUUGCUGCUUCUGCGCUUUGGGCUUCGGAGGGUGCUAUCGCUUUGGGAUAUGGUGAUGUCAAGGAUCGUGGAAAGUUCACUGGAAUUUGGCUUGGGCUUCGUGAGCUUGGUCAACUCAUUGGCUCUUCCAUUCAGCUCUCACUCAACGUCGAGUCUGGAAAGAGGGGCCGUGUUGGAUACACCACUUAUCUCGUCCUCAUCGCUCUUCAAUGCCUCGGUCUUCCUCUCGCCCUUCUCAUCUCACCUCCCAACAAAGUCAUACGGCCCGAUGGCUCCAAGCUACCUCACACUCAAACCAACAAGAGCAUCAAGGAACAGUGCAGACGAUGGGGCGCUCUCAUCAAGCGCAAGCAAUUCUUCCUCUUGAUUCCUAUUCUCGUUGGCUUCAACUGGAACAGUACUUAUCUGGGCAUUUAUCUCGUCAACUACUUUUCCGUCCGAGCUCGUGCUUUGGCUUCACUGACUUCGGGCAUUGCUGCUACCGGCGCCAAUAUCUUCUGGGGCUGGUUCUUUGAUCUCAAGUAUUUCAGCCGACCUCAACUUGCCAGAAUUACUUGGGUGUUCUUGGCUGUUACCAUGACUGCUCUGUUUGGUUGGCAGUUUGCUAUGGAGCUGGAGUAUCGUAGCGCCAACCCUGCUGUCACUCUCGACUGGGACCUCCCUGGCUUCGGUCGUGGAUUUGCUGUGCAAGUUCUUCUUCGAUUCAUGAACGAAUCUCAUUACAUGUUUGUGUACUGGAUCAUUGGAACUUUCUUCGAGGACGUAGAGACCCUGACUCUCGCUGUUGGCUUGGUCCGAUCUUUCGAAUCUCUUGGUUCAUGCUUGGCAUUUGGUGUCGGUGCUGCAAAGGUUCCAUCUCUCACCAACCUCAUCGUUGCCUUUGUCAUGUUCUGCAUUUCUCUCCCUUCGACAUCCUUUGCCGUUUUCCUUGUCCCUGAGCGCCCGGCAAAUCAUGUGCUUGACAAGGAUAACGAGUCUGAGGAAUAG
Molecule: messenger RNA, 1404 nt
Organism: Fusarium mangiferae
Lineage: Eukaryota; Fungi; Ascomycota; Sordariomycetes; Hypocreales; Nectriaceae
Exons: 4
Coding region: 1-1404 (467 amino acids)
Biological process (GO): transmembrane transport
Molecular function (GO): transmembrane transporter activity
Source: RefSeq, a predicted model, not a curated record